Molecule: messenger RNA, 2882 nt
Organism: Acipenser ruthenus (sterlet)
Lineage: Eukaryota; Metazoa; Chordata; Actinopteri; Acipenseriformes; Acipenseridae
Gene: drd5a
Product: dopamine receptor D5a
Exons: 1
Coding region: 264-1631 (455 amino acids)
Biological process (GO): adenylate cyclase-activating adrenergic receptor signaling pathway
Cellular component (GO): plasma membrane
Molecular function (GO): G protein-coupled receptor activity; dopamine neurotransmitter receptor activity
Source: RefSeq, a predicted model, not a curated record
UGCUGCUUGCUGUCCACAAUUGCUAAGGCAUCUUGCAAGCAUGAAAGGUGAAAUCGUUCGCCAGCUUGGAAUGUGAACCCACACUCUCUUUCUACUGUAUGCUCGAUACCACACACGGUCUACAGGUACUGAGAACUUGCAGUCUGAAAACUGGGAUGCUGGAAUUUAAAAAUAAGGUGUUGGACAGUGAAGUGAGUCUGUCUAUUGCACACAUCUGAAUCAGUCUGUUAACGCGUGUAAGUAAUGGUUAGCAUUUGUCUUUUAUGAAACAUAUGGGGGCUCCGGCGAAAUACUACUCAGAGCAGGAAAGUGACUCUAUACCAUUCUCUGUUGGAGAAAUAAUGCGUAAUACGACGGCAGACGCCGAAAAGGAACUGAUAACUCGAACUGUAACCGGCUGCCUUCUUGCUGUGCUUAUACUGUGGACUUUAAUAGGAAACAUUCUGGUGUGCUCCGCUGUGAUCAAGUUUAGGCACCUUCGAACUAAAGUUACUAAUAUCUUUAUAGUGUCUCUGGCUGUGUCUGAUUUAUUUGUUGCCGUAUUGGUGAUGCCGUGGAAAGCUGUAGCUGAGGUUGCAGGUUACUGGCCAUUUGGCACUUUCUGCAAUAUUUGGGUGGCUUUUGACAUUAUGUGCUCCACUGCAUCCAUUCUUAACCUAUGCGUUAUCAGUGUGGACAGGUAUUGGGCUAUCUCCAGCCCUUUCAGAUACGAGAGGAAAAUGACGCACAGGGUGGCAUUUGUAAUGAUUAGUGUAACAUGGACAUUAUCUAUACUUAUUUCAUUCAUACCCGUGCAAUUGAACUGGCAUAAAGCCAGCUCUGGGCCUGAUGGGACAAACAACACCACUACUGAGAAACAGACGGAAGACUGUGACUCGAGUCUUAACCGAACAUAUGCCAUAUCCUCUUCUUUAAUUAGCUUUUAUAUCCCUGUUGCCGUUAUGAUUGUGACUUACACUAGAAUUUACAGGAUUGCUCAAAUACAGAUCCGGAGGAUUUCUUCAUUAGAAAGAGCAGCGGAGCACGCUCAGAGCUGUCGGACCAAUCGAUUGGAAUGUCAGCACCACAACUCACUGAAGACAUCUCUCAAAAAGGAAACCAAAGUCUUAAAAACUUUGUCUGUGAUCAUGGGGGUAUUUGUUUGCUGCUGGUUACCUUUCUUUAUUUUAAAUUGCAUGGUCCCUUUUUGUGACAGGACCGCUGACCACGAGUCUGGUUUUCCUUGUGUGAGUGAAACGGCUUUUGAUGUGUUCGUUUGGUUUGGCUGGACAAACUCGUCUUUAAAUCCGAUCAUAUAUGCGUUCAACGCUGACUUUAGGAAAGCUUUUUCUAGCGUUUUGGGCUGCCGUAAUUUUUGUUCGAGCACCGCUGUUGAAACUGUGAACAUAAGCAACGAGCUCGUGUCCUAUAACCAAGAUACAUUGUUUCAUAAAGAAGUCGUCACUGCUUAUGUUAACAUGAUUCCCAAUGCGAUGGACUGUGUUGACGAAAACGACGAGACUUUUGACAGGAUAUCUCAAUUGUCCCAAAACAACGAAAAUGGAACAGAUUCGGUUUGUGAUUUGGAGGACUGCGAAACGGACAUCUGUAUGGAUAGGAUAACACCGUUCACUCCGAAUGAUUUACAUUAAAUUAUAUUUACCUAUUCACCUUGGUUACAUUUAAAAAGUCUGAAAGAAUGUAGAUUUUAUAGUUCGUAUCCAAUGUUUUGAACUUGCUAUGAUAUUCAAUACAUGUGCUGUAAUAGUUAAUUAGUCUAUAUUGAGUAUCCAGUAGUGUAAUAUAUAAAUAUGAAAAAUGUGUUAUCAUCAGUAUUAUGUUAUUGUUAGUUAAGGCCAUUGAAAAGAAACACAAAUUUUCAAACUCAAACUGAAGGAUUUCAUAUUAUUAACUCUUUCAGGACUAGCCAAGUCUAAAGCUCAAUCAAAUUUAAAAUAGCCUCCAUGCAAAAGCACUUUUUUUUUAUUAAAACAAGAAAGAAAAAAUACAUCUAGUCAAUGUGAUGGCAUCAGUCCUGAAGAGUUUAAAUACGAUUUACUUUUGUUAUGUUGUCCUUUACUUAAAAGCACCUAUAUUUUUGGGUAAACCAUUGCACAUUAUUAAAAUUCUAAGCAUGAAAAAAGCACUGUCAUCAAGCAUGAAACCAGCACUUGCUUACUUAAUAUUUUAAACAGAACAGUGGUACAAAACUGUCAUCCUGCAUUCAGUUCUUUGUAAACGCCUGCAUAAAAAUAGCAUAAAAGCCUUAGUUCUGGGAUUAUCUGAAUAAUACAGAUUGCAAUACAAAAAAACUGAAAACUAGAUAAUAUAGAAUUUUGUACAGGUACAGGCACUUUAACCCAACAACCUUUGUAUUGUGCCAUCACUAUGGGUAGAAGAAACAGUGCUCUGCUGUUUUACAUUAUUAUCAUAUCAAAAUGCUAUGCUACAAAUAAACAUAUUGCAAAGUCUGUUAAAAACAAUAUUAAUCACAGUGCAUUCACCCCAAUGUCACACACAUUUGGCUGGGUAGUUUGUAAUUUUUGAGAUGGUAGGCUCUUAAGACCCCUUAUUAAAAUGUAGAAACCCCAGAGCAAACUCCACUAAAGGAGAUAAAGAAAAGAUCAUUUAAGUAUUUAAAGACAUUUGUAAACACUCUUCCUAUAUUUGAAAAGUUGCUCUUUAAUGCCUUACCAAUACAUGUAACAAAAUCAAUUCAGCACCUAUAAAGUGCUAAUAAAGUCUUGAUGAAUUAAAUCGUGUGGUGAGGUGGGCUUUUGAGGUUUGUGAACCAGCGGUAUGAACAUUCUAGCAACACCACAAGAGUUAACAUUAGGGUAAGAGCUACUUCAACUGUUCAAUUCAGUUAUUUAUUUAUUUUUACAAGACUGAUAACCCAUUGA